CAUGUUUUGAAAUGGAUUUCUAAGAGUUUGGGUGAGUGUAUAUAUACUGUACAGUUUGAGAGGCACACUAGGUAGCCAUUUGAUAAGGCGGAUCAACAAUGGCUCUGUGGGAUCAAAUGGGGCUGCUGGCAACUCUUCUCAUCUUUGGUGUCUCUCUCUCCUUUGCUUCUGCAGAGAGGCCCAUGAGAAGAUCCUUGGUGUUCCCAAUGGAAACUGACAACAGCUACGUGGAGCUGGUCCCUCAGAAGGAUCUUGACAUGGGAGCCUUCACCCUGUGCAUGCGGGUGGCCACAGAACUGGCAAAGGGUAACCGUGAGAUCAUCUUGUUUGCCUACCGUACACUGUACUUCGACGAGCUCAACAUGUGGAGAGAAGCUGACGGCAGGUACGGUCUGUUUAUGAGUGGGGAAGGGGUCUUCUUCCACCUACCUGAGCUCAACACCUUCCAGACCCACCUCUGUCUCACCUGGGACUCGAAGUCAGGUAUGGCCGCGUUCCACGUAGAUGGGAAGAGGAGCAUUAGGAAGGUGUAUAAAUCAGGACACAAAGUGCAGAAUGGAGGUAAGGUCAUCCUGGGACAGGAUCCAGACUCUUUCCUGAAGGACUUUGACAGCAAGCAGAGUUUCGUCGGAGAGAUCACAGACGUCAACAUGUGGGACUACGUGCUCUCCGAUGCCAUGAUAGAGGCUUUGCAUGUUGGGAAACGUAUGCCCAGAGGGAACAUUUUUGACUGGGAAACCAUAGAGCUCAUAGUCAAUGGGAACGUCAAGGUGAUCACUGAAGAGUUGUAAGGUGUCCCCAAGGCACCAACAACAUGCUCUCCAUCCAGGGGUGCUGCACUGCGGCCUGACCCUGUUCUCUGUGUGUCAGUGUGAUGUACGUUAUCUGAGGGAGUUAAGAAAUUACAGAAAAUUCAUAUGGAGAAUAAAGUUGUAUUAGUUUGAGACCCUGUCUCAUCUCAACAAAUAUAAAGUUCCCAACGGGCACAUAGCAUAUGUUUUUUUUUAUUUGUGUGUGUGUGGGGGUGUGUGUGGGGGGUGUUGACAUUUGAACACUGACGUAAUCGCAUAGAUAAACAGCAUCGGGCAAUCCAUUAUACUGAUAACAACGGGGGUGUGCAGAAUUUAAAGGCAAGUCGAGACUAACUGAUUCACAAAUCACCUUGCAUCAUAAAUAACUACUCAAUAUUAUUUGCAGAUCAGUCAGUCAGACACUAUUUACCUAUGAAUAGGGUGGCAGGUAACCUACCAGUUAGAGCGGCGAGGUUGCCAGUUCGAAUCCCUGGUCAAUAAGAAAACUCUGGCACGAAGUGAGCUGGCAACCAGAGGGUUGCUGGUAUCAGAUCCUAGAUGCCAUUGCCUGCCCUUGAGCAAGGCACAUAACCCCCCACAACAACAGUUCCACAGGUGCCCAGUGUGGCAGCUCCCUGCACCUCUCCAAAACAUGUAUGUGUCUAUCAGAGGGGUUGGGUUAAAAGCUGAAGUAACAUUUUGGUUGGACCUUGUGUGUUAUUGACCAAUAAAGUGAUCCUAAUCUUAAA
Molecule: messenger RNA, 1540 nt
Organism: Oncorhynchus tshawytscha (Chinook salmon)
Lineage: Eukaryota; Metazoa; Chordata; Actinopteri; Salmoniformes; Salmonidae
Product: pentraxin fusion protein
Exons: 3
Coding region: 99-791 (230 amino acids)
Source: RefSeq, a predicted model, not a curated record